GAUGUAAAACCACGGUUUUUGUGAACCUGGGUAGAUUUUUAAGCAAGAAAAUCUGAAUCUCUGGAAAACAUUAGUUGUUAAGCUGUCUCCAAAAGACUUUGCUUUUCACGGAGAUAUUUCUCUUGGUGACAAGCCCUUGGAAAUACAACGCAGAAAUACAAUGGUGGCCAGAGAGGAACGCCUUCUUAAACAAAGGCAAGUCUUGCUUCUCUUUGUUUUUCUGGGUGGGUCUCUUGCUGGGUCCGCAUCCAGGCGCUAUUCUGUGGCUGAGGAAACAGAGAGGGGCUUCGCAAUAGCCAAUCUAGCGAAGGAUCUGGGGCUUAGUGGAGAAGAACUGGCUGAAAGGAGAGCUCAAGCUAUCUCCAAAGGGAACGUACAGUAUUUUCAGCUCAGCCAUCAGACCGGAGAUUUGCUCUUGGUUGAGAGAUUAGACCGGGAGGAGCUGUGCGGCUCGACCGAACCUUGUGUGCUGCACUUUCAGAUAUUGCUGCAUAAUCCUUUGCAGUUUAUUACAAAUGAGCUCGAGGUCAUAGAUGUAAAUGACCAUGCCCCGGAGUUCUUUGAAAAUGCAAUGCAGCUGAAAGUCCUAGAGAGCUCCCCACCUGGAACAGUGAUUCCUCUGGGAAAUGCUGUGGACUUGGAUGUGGGAAGAAAUGGACUGCAGAAUUACACGGUCUCUCCCAAGUCCCAUUUUCAUGUUCAUACCCGCCAUCGUAGAGAUGGAAGGAAGUAUCCAGAACUAGUUCUACACAGAGCUCUGGAUCGGGAAGAACAGCCAGAGCUCAGUUUAACUCUCACAGCCCUGGAUGGAGGAUCCCCACCUCGGUCUGGAACUACCCAGGUCCACAUCCUAGUCUUAGACAUAAAUGACAAUGCCCCAGAAUUUACACAGUCACUCUAUGAGGUUCAAAUUUUAGAGAAAAGCCCUGUUGGCUCUGUCAUUACCACUGUCUCCGCUUCUGACUUAGAUACGGGAAAUUUUGGUGCGAUAUCAUACGUAUUUUUUCAUGCUUCUGAAGAAAUUCUCAAAACUUUUCAACUGAACUCCAGUACUGGUAAUAUACAACUACUUAAGAGUUUGGAUUAUGAAACAAUCAAUACUUAUGAGGUUGACAUAGAGGCCAAGGAUGGUGGAGGCCUUUCAGGGAAAUGCGUAGUCAUAGUUCAGGUAGUUGAUGUGAACGAUAACCCACCAGAACUGACAUUGUCAUCAGUUAACAGUCUUAUUCCCGAGAAUUCAGCAGAGACCGUGGUGGCUGUUUUCAGUGUUUCUGAUUUAGACUCUGGAGAUAACGGAAGAGUGACAUGUUCCAUCCAGGACGAUCUCCCCUUCAUCCUGAAACCAUCUGUAGAGAACUUCUAUACUAUAGCGUCUGAAGGAGCUUUGGACAGAGAGAGCAGAGCUGAGUACAACAUCACCAUCACUGUCUCAGACCUGGGCACACCCAGGCUCACAACCCAGAACACCAUAACAGUGCAGGUGUCUGACAUCAAUGACAACGCCCCCGACUUUACCCAAAAGUCCUACACCAUGUUUGUCCGUGAGAAUAACAGCCCCGCCCUGCACAUAGGCACCAUUAGUGCCACAGACUCAGACUCAGGCUCCAACGCCCACAUCACUUAUUCGCUGCUGCCGCCUGAUGACCCGCAACUGGCCCUCGACUCGCUCAUCUCCAUCAAUGCUGACAAUGGGCAGCUGUUCGCUCUCAGGGCAUUAGACUACGAAGCCCUUCAGGCCUUCGAGUUCCGCGUGGACGCCACAGACAGAGGCUCACCCGCGCUCAGCAGCCAGGCUCUGGUGCGCGUGAUGGUGCUGGACGAAAAUGACAAUGCUCCCUUCGUGCUCUACCCACUGCAGAACGCCUCUGCGCCCUGCACAGAGCUGCUGCCCAGGGCAGCGGAGCCUGGAUACCUGGUUACCAAGAUGGUGGCGGUGGACUCUGACUCUGGCCAGAAUGCCUGGCUGUCAUUCCAGCUGCUCAAAGCCACGGAGCCCGGACUGUUCAGCGUGUGGGCGCACAAUGGUGAGGUGCGCACCACCAGGCUGCUGAGCGAGCGUGAUGUGCCCAAGCACAAGCUGCUGCUACUGGUCAAGGACAAUGGAGAGUCUCCGCGGUCUGCCAGUGUCACUCUGCAGGUGCUGCUUGUGGAUGGCUUUUCUCAACCCUACCUGCCCUUGCCUGAGGUGGCGCGCGACUCCCUGCAAAACGAUGUGGAUUUGCUCACGUUGUACUUAGUCAUUGCUUUGGCAUCUGUAUCUUCUCUCUUCCUCCUGUCUGUGCUGCUGUUUGUGGGGGUGAGACUGUGCAGGAGGGUCAGGGCAGCUUCUAUGGGUGGCUGCUCUGUAUCUGAGGGACACUUUCCUGGCCACCUGGUGGAUGUCAGCCAAGCAGGGACCCUGUCCCAGAGUUACCAGUAUGAGGUGUGUCUGACAGGAGACUCAAGGACCAGUGAGUUCAAAUUCCUGAAUCCAGUGAUACCAAACCUGUUUCUUGAAGAAUCUGAGAGAAGUUAAGGGAAGUCCCCACUGUAGGAGUAGUUUUUUAGCUAGCUAA
Molecule: messenger RNA, 2555 nt
Organism: Rattus norvegicus (Norway rat)
Lineage: Eukaryota; Metazoa; Chordata; Mammalia; Rodentia; Muridae
Gene: Pcdhb3
Product: protocadherin beta 3
Exons: 1
Coding region: 161-2515 (784 amino acids)
Biological process (GO): homophilic cell-cell adhesion; cell adhesion
Cellular component (GO): membrane; plasma membrane
Molecular function (GO): calcium ion binding
Source: RefSeq, marked provisional